UGGGCCAAGUUCAACAGACGCCCAUGGUGGCCAUGCACAAUUUGUCAUGACCCAGUGCUGGACUGUCACUCAAAAAUGAAAGUUUCCAAUCGGAGACCGUACCGAGAGUAUUAUGUGGAUGCCUUAGGAGAGCCUUCAGAGAAAGCCUGGGUUGCUGGAAAAGCUAUUGUCCUCUUUGAGGGAAGACAUCAGUUUGAAGAGCUGCCUAUUCUUCGGAGAAGAGGAAAGCAAAAAGAAAAAGGCUACAAACAUAAGGUUCCUCAAAGAUUUAUGGCUAAAUGGGAAGUCAGUGUCGGACAGGCAGAAGACAUUCUUCUUGGGGGGCCCGAGGAUCAAAAGUGCAGCCAGAACUCCAGCGAGCUGGACAGUGAGAAGGAAGCGCAGCUGGAAUACUAUGCCAAUGGCCCUGGAGCAGAAAGGGACAGGCAGCUGAAUGGUUGUUUUAAAUCCUUGGCGUUUGACUCCAGACACCCGGCCGGUGAAAAAGGAAAGUUGCACAUUAAGCCACAUAUGAAGAAGAGCUCUGACAGUAGAAAAAGGACUAGAGUAAAAAAGAGUGGCACAAGAGGGGAAGUAUCUAGGGUAGAAAUCAAAGAAAAGGCAUCAGAGAGCAUAGUUAGAAACAUGAUUGUUGGGGACCUGCCAGAUAAACAUGCAUCUCAUGAACUUCGUCGCAUUGCAAACAGUCUAACAGCAUCCAGUGGCCCCAGGGAAAACCAUUUGCUUUCCUCCUUUGGAGAAAGACGUUUUGAAAAGGCAAGUUUGAAACCAGAGUAUGAGACUCGUAAAAGUGAUACUCUGAAGAACGCACUCCAGGGGGAUUUGUUUUCCAGUGCAUCUUUGGAGAGAGAGAAGAGCUCCCUGGGCAUUCUGUGCAGUUCCAAAUUACAAAUACACUAUUCUGCAUCUGAUAAUACUGGUAUUGAGAAAAAGCAAACCGAAUCGGAUACGUCCUCUUCGCUCUCCGAUGAUGGAAACAGUGAUGUCGAUACCAUGGACCAAAGUUCAGAGAGAGCCUCUAGCACUCUUGAAGUUAGUGAUUCUUCAGAUAAAAUGGAGAAGGAGUUUCCUAUGACGUCAAGUGGAAACAUUAAGCUUUCCAUGUACCUGUCUCAGAAGAGCAGCAGAAGGGCCAGGAAGAAGUCACACAGAGAUCGCAAACCUCUGGGAGGUUCAGUAGCCGGCAAACUUGAUGCUCGGUUUGCAGAUGGGGAGCUUGAAGGAGGCUCCUCUGAUGCUGAGAUGUCACUGAUGGCUCUUGAGUGUUCUUCAGAUGUGAGAAAUGACAAUCUUUCCAUAGUAAACAAGCACACUACUCCUCAAAGUGUUUCCAAGGACAGCUCCUGGGCUGCUGUUCCAAAACAAGCAAUCUUAAAACAGAAAAGCAUGAAACCGCCCCGGAUCAGGAGUAUAAAAUGCAAACAUAAAGAAAAAGUUGCUGGCUUGGAACCUCCUCUCGCAGAAGAGGAGCGUGGCGUGAAUUGCUGCUCUCCUGAUACCAAAGGUUUCUCUGGCCUUCGUAGAGAUUCUCUUCCUAAAAGUGGAAAAGUUGGUGGUCAGAAAUUAUUAAACAGCAUGCAUGAGAAACCCAGGGAUUCUGCUGAAAUAGAAACGGCUGUGGUGAAACAUGUCUUGUCAGAGCUGAAGGAACUGUCUUAUCGGUCCAUAAAUGAUGAUGCUAGCGACUCUGGCACGCCGAAGGCCACAGUACCUUUACUUUUUUCUUCCGCUUCUGGUCACAGUCGUUUGCCUAUUGAGCCAGAUUACAAAUUCAGCACCUUGUUAAUGAUGUUGAAGGAUAUGCAUGAUAGUAAGACAAAAGAGCAGCAACUGAUGGCUACUCAGAAUAUGGUCCAGUAUCGAAAUACCAGUACAGCUGAUGGCUCUGGAAGCAACUCUGCGAGUGGUCUGAAGUCCUUGGCUGUUGUAGGCCCCUCAUAUAAAAUAGAAAAAAAUGGGGAUUGCUUGCAGGAAACAGUAAAUCCGAACUCCAAUAUAAGCAACUCAUUUUCACGCAAUCCUACAACCAAGUUAACAGGGGUUGGUACUAGCAAAAGGGACCCCGCGAAUACCGCUGUUUCUGGGACAAAUGGCACAAAUUGCAUAUCCAAACGCAACUGUUCAAAAUCUAAGCAACCAUCAAAACUUGGAGAUAAAACAAUUCCAAACAGAAAGGACUUAAAACCAGGAGGGCCAAUACAUUCAGAGAGGAAGCGCCUUAGAAAGCCAAGUAAACGGCUUCUGGAAUACGCAGAAGAAUAUGAUCACAUAUUUGCACCCAAGAAAAAAUCAAAGAAGGGCCAGGAGCAAUUGCGGAAGGUGAAUUCUGUGGUGAAGUCUGAAUUUGAAGGACGUCUUCCCGCACAGCGCAGUCCUGGAAGCGAUGCCCAGCGAGGGCAGAGCCCUUUGGUUUCAACUCCAUCUUCAACCAAAGAGUCCCCUCCAAUCCUUGAAGCAGAGUGCUCCCUCUCAGAACUAGGAUCCCAUUCCACAGAUCCCACUGACCAACUUUUAGAAGGACAUUCAGACUUGCCAGAGCUGGUGCUGUCUUCCUCAGAUGUUUCUGAAGUUUCUGCUUCUCCAGAAGCAGAGGAGAGAUUCCUGAAAACAGGAAACUUCGAAAGCAAGCGUCAAAGGAAGCCCACUAAAAAGCUUUUGGAAUCUAAUGAUUUGGACACUGCCUUUAUGCCAAAGAAGGAGGAGUGGACUCCGCCAAAGAAGGGCACUGGCCCUUCGGAGAGUGACAGCUCUGAGCUGUACUCACCAGCCCACUUCUUGGACCUGGGAGAAGCUCCCGAAAAGCUCUUGGAGAAGCAGCGGAAGAGGAAGAGACAGCGCCAUGCCUCUGUUGCGAUGCACACCAAGAAGGAGAGAAAUGAGGAAGGGCUGGGGGAGGCCCCACACUCUGAGGGGGAGACAUCAGUUCAUGGGACUGCUGCAAGCCCCAAAGAGGGUAAUGAAGAGGGGUCUGAGAAUGACCAUGGAGUGCCUUCAUCCAAAAAGAUGCAGGGGGAGCGUGGAGGAGGAGCAGCUCUCAAGGAGAACGUGUGUCAGAUCUGCGAGAAGCCAGGGGAAUUGCUGCUGUGUGAGGCGCAGUGCUGUGGUGCUUUCCACCUGCAGUGCCUUGGGCUCUCCGAGAUGCCAAAGGGCAAAUUCAUCUGCAAUGAGUGUUCCACAGGGGUCCAUACCUGCUUUGUGUGCAAGAGCAGUGGGGAAGAUGUAAAACGGUGCUUGCUGCCCCUCUGUGGGAAAUAUUACCAUGAGGACUGCAUACAGAAGUAUCCGCCCACGGUCCUGCAGAACAAGGGCUUCCGAUGCUCUCUGCACAUAUGUAUGACUUGUCAUGCUGCUAACCCAGCAAACAUCUCUGCAUCUAAAGGUCGCUUGAUGCGCUGUGUGCGGUGUCCAGUGGCAUACCACUCCAACGACUUCUGCCUUGCUGCUGGAUCCGUGGUCCUUGCCUCCAACAGCAUCAUCUGCCCCAAUCACUUCACUGCGCGGAGGGGCUGUCGCAACCAUGAGCACGUCAACGUCAGCUGGUGCUUUGUCUGCUCGGAAGGGGGCAGCCUUUUAUGCUGCGAGUCGUGCCCAGCUGCGUUUCACCGUGAGUGUCUAAACAUUGAGAUGCCAGAGGGAAGCUGGUAUUGUAAUGAUUGCAAGGCAGGCAAAAAGCCACACUACAAGGAAGUAGUCUGGGUGAAAGUUGGGCGCUACAGGUGGUGGCCAGCUGAGAUUUGCCAUCCCAGGACAAUUCCCGUUAACAUCCAGAAAAUGAAACAUGACAUUGGCGAGUUCCCUGUGCUGUUCUUCGGCUCCAAGGAUUACCUGUGGACCCACCAAGCCCGUGUGUUCCCUUACAUGGAAGGGGAUGUCAGCAGCAAAGACAAGAUGGGGAAAGGUGUGGAUGGCAUAUACAAGAAAGCUCUUCAGGAAGCUGCAGUAAGAUUUGAAGAGUUGAAGGCACAGAAAGAACUGAGACAGCUUCAGGAAGACAAAAAGAAUGACAAGAAACCUCCUCCCUACAAACACAUCAAGGUAAACCGUCCAGUGGGUAAGGUGCAGAUCUUCACUGCAGACCUGUCAGAAAUACCACGUUGCAAUUGCAAACCAACAGAUGAGAACCCGUGUGGCCUGGACUCGGAGUGCAUCAAUCGCAUGUUGCUCUACGAAUGCCAUCCCAUGGUCUGCCCUGCUGGGGAACGCUGUCAGAACCAGUGCUUUUCCAAACGGCAGUAUCCUGAGGUACAAAUUUUCCGCACGCUGGCACGAGGCUGGGGCUUGCAAGCCAAAACGGACAUUAGAAAAGGUGAAUUUGUUAAUGAGUAUGUUGGGGAGCUAAUUGAUGAAGAAGAGUGCCGAGCCCGAAUCCGCUAUGCUCAGGAGCAUGACAUCACCAAUUUCUACAUGUUGACACUGGAUAAGGAUCGAAUCAUUGAUGCCGGGCCAAAGGGCAAUUACGCUCGGUUCAUGAACCAUUGCUGCCAGCCAAACUGUGAGACUCAGAAAUGGUGUGUGAAUGGUGACACUCGAGUUGGUCUCUUCGCGCUUGUAAAUAUCAAAGCUGGAACUGAGCUGACCUUUAACUACAACCUGGAGUGUUUGGGAAAUGGAAAGACAGUUUGCAAAUGUGGUGCUCCAAAUUGCAGUGGCUUCCUGGGAGUGCGGCCAAAGAGCCAACCCACUCUCACUGAGGAAAAGUCCAAGAAGCUAAAGAGACGACCACAGAUGAAGCGCAGGUCACAGGCGGAGGUCAUGAAGGAGCGAGAGGACGAGUGUUUCAGCUGUGGGGAUGGAGGGCAGCUAGUUUCUUGUAAGAAGCCGGGCUGCCCCAAAGUAUACCAUGCCGACUGCCUCAACCUGACCAAGAGGCCUGCAGGAAAAUGGGAGUGCCCAUGGCAUCAGUGUGAUUUGUGUGGCAAGGAAGCAGCUUCCUUUUGCGAGAUGUGCCCCAGAUCCUUCUGCAAGCAGCAUCGAGAAGGCAUGCUCUUCAUCUCCAAGCUGGAUGGACGUUUAUGCUGCACAGAGCAUGAUCCCUGUGGGCCCAACCCGCUAGAGCCAGGAGAAAUUCGUGAGUAUGUGCCUCCCAUAGGAGCACUGGCUAAUGAUGAUGACACCCAGCCACCAGAGCAGCCGUCCGCAGAUACUGACCUGAGUGUUCAGUCUUUGGACAGGCUACCUCAGUCCGUGGCCUUCAGACUGCAGACGUCGGACAAACCCCCUGCUACCCUUGCGCUGAAGCUGCCCCCGUCUGACAAACCCCCCACAACCCUAGCCCUGAGGUUGCAGCCGUCAAACAAGCCCCCCACCACCCUGGCCCUGAGGCUGCCUCCACCAGACAAACCACCUGCCACCCUGGCACUGAGACUGCCACCAUCAAAUAAACCCCCCACUACCUUGUCACUGAGGCUGAAGCCAUCCAACAAACCCCCCACCACCCUUUCACUCCGGCUGCAGCCUUCAGACAAACCUCCUACCACCCUGUCGCUCCGUCUGCAGCCGUCAGACAGGCCCCAGGCUGCCCUGUCCCUAAGGCUGCAGUCAGAGAAGCAACCCAUCAUUGUAGCGCUGAGGUCUCAGCAGCCCGACAAACCUCCCACCAGUGCAGUGCUGUGGCCACUGGACGAGUCUCCUAGUGACUCCUCGCAGCCUCAUCUGCCAAGCAAAUCUCCUCCGGGAACUCCACAGUCAUCAGAUGAGUCGCUUGUUACUGCUGGCGACCUGCAGCUCCAGCUAUCGGACAAGCCUUCUGCCACUGCUGGGGUUUUGGGGUUCUCAGACAAGUCUCUCAUUGGCACCAGGACCCAGCAGCCUCAGCUGCUGGAUGAGUUUCCAACGAAAUGCCUGCAUCCUCAACUGUCAGACAGACUUCUCACCACUGUGGGGACCCUGCAGUCCCAGCCGGUGGAUGAGCCUCCUGUGGCUGAUCAGCCUCAGCUGUUGAAUAAAGCUUCUGCCCAGAGUCCACAGCCUCAGUCCAUGGAAAAGGGUCCCAGCUCUGUGGUGCCACGCAUCCCAGCAUCAGAGAAGGCUCUCGGCCCUGGGGUACUGUGGCCUCUGCCCAUUGAAAAAGUUCCCAGCUCCCCGAUCUCACGGAUCCUGCCCAUGGAGAAGGUUCCUGGAUCUGGAGUGCCAUGGCCUCUGCCUCCAGAAAAGGCUUCCUUCUCUGGGGCCAUGCGACUCCCAGCCACAGAGAAGGCUCCCAGCUCUGGGGCGCCGCGUUCCCUGCCUGCGGAGAAGACUCCUGCGUCAGGGAUGUCACGGAUCCUACCCACGGAGAAGGCACCCAGCUUAGGCGUACCGCGGCCCCUGCCUCCAGAGAAGGCCCCAGGCUCCAGGUCACCGCACAUCCUGCCGGUGGAGAAGGCUCUCAGCUCAGGGUCGUUGCGGCUUCCACUUGGGCAGAAAGCUCUCACCCCCGGGGUGCUGCGGUCCCUGCCUCCAGAGAAGGCUUCUGACUCUGGGGCGUUGCGUGUCCUGCCUCCAGAGAAGGUUCUUGGCUCUGGAGCGGCCCGGCCUCAGCUGUUGGAGAGGCCUCUCACUCUUACAGCCCCGUGGCCUCAGGCAUCGGACAAACUGACUGCGGCUGUAGCUCCUCGGCCUCAAGUUUUGGAUAAGCCUCCAGCUGCAUCAGCGCCGAGGCUGUUGCUGUCUGAGAAGGCGCUGCGGCCCGUCGACCAGAACGCUCAGCCGAAGGAGAGAGGAGCCGCUGCUAUGGAGGUGAAUCCCCAGCAGAAAGAGAGGACCAUGUUACCUGGUGAGCAAAUCUCUUGGUCUGCUGGGAAAGCAGCUACGCAUGUCGGACAGGUACCUUGGCCUACGGAGAAACUACAGACGCACGAGCAAACCCACUGGCCCACUGCAAAAGCCCUGACACCUGCAGAGCAGUCUCCUCGGACAGCAGAGAAGCUACCAGAGCCGACACUUCAGCCUGGCUGGGAAAUGGCUUCAGCCCCCACAGAGCAAACCCCUUGGACAUCAGAGAGAUUGCGUGCGUUUGAGCAGACCCCUCGGCCUGCCAGGGAAGCACCAGUGUCCCCAGAGCAGACGCCGUGGCUUGUCAGGAACGUUCAGACAAUUGACCAGAUUUCUUGGCUGGCUGGAAAAGUACAUACUCCUCUGGGGCAGGACCCUUUGCCUGAACAAAACACAGCGCUAGCCCAUAACCAGGAUUCUGUCUGUCAUGAGUUGGCUGACUCAGAGCCAAAGUGAGGUUGGUGAAUAUGGGAGGCAGGUUUCAGUCUUUUAAUGUUUAGGGAGGGGGAUAUUCUUUGUUUUGUUUUGUUUUGUUUUUUUAUUCACUUCCCUGAGCCCGGCCCCUAACCCAUGCACAUCCUAUCCAUAUUCUCUCAUGACAUGAGCAAGGACGUUCACUUAAGUCUGAGUGUGGCCCAGCCAAGGGGAGAGAGCAUCCGUGACCUUUUCCUCUUCCUUUUACAAAUGGUAAAGCUGAAAUAAAGAGUCCACUCUGGAUAAAAUCUCAAAUUCCAUUGGAAUGGUCACAUUACUGAUCCAGCGUGUUCAAGCUCCAGGUCUGAGUCGUAGGCGGGUUCCCAAGUACAACUAGGGGGCCCUUUCUUAUUACUGUAUUUAGAGGAAGCAGAUCAGUUAGGCUGCCCUGGGAUUGGAGGUGUUUCAGGGAUCAGAUGGUGAGCAAUCAGAUGUUUUCCCUUGCUAGACUCUGUAGAGGCAGGGAAGGGGUUUUAUCUGUUGUCUGCCCAGUUCUCUGUCCCUGCGGGGUUUUGCUUUGCAAGAUUUGUCCAUACGUUCACUGGGAUGUGCUGCGUGCGUGGUUCACAGAAGGACAGGUAUUGUCUCCAGCCGAGUUAGGAGAGGAGCCCACUGCACCCGGUCUGUGCAGUUUACUGCAGCAAUAGGCAAUAUCCACUGAGGCUCCUUUAUACGAAGCUGCGACUGUCCAGGCCCAAGAAAUGGGAAAUCUGAAGGAGGUCAGAGGAAAGAUUUUGAGAUCUUGGCGGAAGCCAUCUGGCAGUUUUUUCAUUCUUGCGUCUUAAUCCUUUAGCACAGGACACACACAGUGUUUUUCCUGCACUUGAAAACAUAGUGACCUAUAAAGCAGCAAUAGCAGAGUAGAGCAGAGUGAAUUUCCCCAAGGUGCUGUGCACCACCCCUGCAGGGCGUCGGUGCUCCCUUUGAAAUUUCCAUCUAGUCUCAUCUUGACUUCUGUCAUUACCGUGAGCCAGCAAACUAAGCGGUCUUUUCUUUGCUUGCCUCAGACAUGUUCAGGACAUGUGUUUGCAUCAUUUCUGGUCUUCCCAGUGGAGUGAUGCACUACAGAGCUGCAAGUGAAGCCUGUGUCAUUUGUUCUGUAGCACAGAGGCAAGAAUGCUGUAUCUGUAUCGGGACCCAUCUCAACAUCUUCCCCUUGGGUAGCUUCUGGCUUAACUGUCUACAACCAAAGGAGACUUGAAUUAACUGGACUGUGUUGGUGUGUGUAUGUGUGCGUGUGUGUGCGCGUGUAUGUCCUUCCAACUGAAUAGUAGUUCUCACACUGGAACACAGUGGGCUCUAGCAGCUGGCUGGCAUUCUUUUUUCCUCUUCUCCCUUUUCCAGUUAAGGAGAUGUUUUGUACCUGGUGGUUGUCAGGCUGGUGUCCAGGCUAGGCCUGCUGAAAGCAGUUGAUUACCUGAGUGUUGAGGCGGGAGUUUGCUUUGCCGUGGCGCUCAUGGGGCAAGCGGUAGAAUCCCAGGGACCGAAGGAGUGGCACCUCGUGACACCGGCCACCACUGCCCUCGCAGACCAGGAGGAGGGCAGGCAUCCUCGGGCAGCGCUGCCCGGGUUUGAUCGGGUUCAGUAUCCUGCCAUCAGGAAGCAUUGCUGACCAGCACACUCUCCCACUCUCGCAACACAUUACCUCUGUGGUUUGCCUGAGCUCCGCUGAUGCGGGUCCCGCAGCCUCGGAUCGCUCUGUGCCAGCUUACCAGACUUUUGUACAGCUCCAGCGUAUCCUUCUAGUUCCAGGCAGAUCUGCAGGUCUCCCCUCAAAGGGAGAGUUUAGCUCCAGGCUGACCCUUUCCUCCUGACUUGGGAGCAGGUCGUUGUUAGCAUUUGGCUUGCAAGUGCUUGCUGCUCCUGGAGUGGAUAGUCAUUAGCUUUGCAGUUUUCUAUGAAGGGAGACAGACACUUGUAGCAAGACAAAUCCUGAUCCAUUCUCCUUUCCUGAUGUGUGCACCCCAAUACAAUGUCCUGCUGUAAAGGCCGGGUGUGCUGGGCCCAAGGAGACGUUACCAGUGCUAUGGUGCAUCCCUUCUCUAGUCCGAAUCAUUUCAGGUCCUUUGUAGAAUAGCUAGCGACUUUGAAAAGCUUUAUGGCUUAUGGAAACUUACUGUUUAGUGUUGUUUUUCCGGGAAGACUGGCAGGUCAAUUCCUGCUUGCUGCUGAAACUAGGGAAAUGCAAGCAGCUUGUGUUUCUGCAGGACUCCUGCACAAAGGGAAUCAGGACAACUCCUCAGAGCCAUUGAGAGAGAAAAUAUACUAAGGGCAUUUAUUAACUUUUUUAAAACAAAAUAAAAAAUGGUAAUGAGGUUCAGUAUAUUAAGUAUUUAUCAUGUGUGAGAAGGAAAAUAAAUCUUGAAUUUACAUUUAUAGGCCUUCCCAUGAGCUGGACUUAGUCAUGUAGAUUGUGUAAGUAGGGUUACCUCCGUGCCAGCCACCCAGCCAGCUGCAGCUGUAACCAGAAAGGUAUCUGCACUGCUCUGUCCAACUCCGCUUUGCAUUGUCAUGUGUUAACUAGUUAUUUGUUUCAUGAAAAAUAAACUGUGAAUAUUUUUGGUGCAGGCUAUUUUAAAUCUGUAUAAUGGAGAAGUUCUCAAUGAGUUCUCGUAAGUGCAGGUUUGAAAAAUCACUUCUAUAGAUCGUGUUUUCAAAUAAUAGGGUGAGGUUCACAGCAGCAGAAGUCUUUCACACAGCAAGCUGUUAUCUAAAAACUUGUUUUGAACAGUGAACGUAGAUUAAACUGUUGCAUGGCGUUUCAAACACACAGCCUUAUUCCUUGCAUCUGACUGUACCCCAGCUCUCUUCUUGUCUCCCUUCAUGCCUUUUCCACGAGGAACCAGGUUUCCAGCGUGCUGCCUUCCAGCUACAUGUUCGAAAGUUGACUUCAGUGUAGCUGGGAGGCUGCUCAGUAAAAGGUGACCUGGCAUUUGGAAACGAAAGAGGAAGCCAGCAAGCUGUUGUUCCCUCCCAGCCCUUGUGGUCCCCUGGGUAAUGUUUUGUCAGAUCAGGAGGGUUUUAUAGAUGUGCCCAGGGCUUGCAGAGGGAGAAUUUAUGCUUUUAGGAAUGACUAUCUGUGCUGGGUCACCUCGGCAAAAUGGGCAAGGCCUGAAAAGGCAUGGAGAUAGGUCCCUCUAGGCCAGACUGUGAGACGUGCUCCACUUUUACCAGCCUGUGUUUCAUCUGGAGGUGAACAAUGUGAUCUUAGGGUGGCAGACAGUUUUGGGCAACAAAACCCUUGUGAAGAAAACGUGGGCUUCUUCAGCACUCGAGGGGAUGCUUACUAUAUGUGGUAGCUGGUAGUGCUUCCUCGGAGGAGGAGAGGGAGAGAGGUAUGUACUGGCGCUACUUUGGUUUGUUUCCUGAAGUUCAUUGCUGCCUUUCAGAGCUUUGCCAAUUUGAAUCACUAGAUGUUUUUAACGUAGAACGAAGCAUCAAGUAACGUGUUGCCCGGGCAGAACAUGAACGCAGGAGGCAAGCUGCUGGCGUCAGCCCGUGACGCCGUGUGCGGGAGUUGCGCUGGGGGAGUUGGCCAGCGCGGCGCUGCUGGCAGAGGAAGGCCAGGGCACUUUUUUGCAUAGUUGAAGAAGGGAUCUGAUCUGCUGGUCACAAGCGGUCUCAGAUCAGACCUUACUGCGCGCACAAGGUGGAGGGGAGAUGACUCUUGUGUUAACAUGCUGCCAUGGAGAGUUUUAUAUACACAAGCAAGGGUAGCUGUUGUUUCUGUUGAGAGCUGUGUCCCUUUCCAUAGCAUCUUAAGGAGGCUCACGGAAACUUCCCAGUAACUGUCCACUUGUAAAAAUGUCUCUGACCUCCCACGGCUCUGAUGGGGGCUGAAACGAUUUGCUGCCCUACUAAUGGGCAGCUAUGCCUGCUGGUGCUGCCUGCUUGCCGGCAGGACAGCCGGGCUCGGAGCAGUGCGUAGCGGCGGCGCCGUGGUGGGCUGUGGUCGCAGUGCCCACUUCACCAGCGGAUUUGCCCGUUGGGCAAAGUAGUUUCCAUUCACUUUUGCUGAUAGAGGAGCUCUUCUGAGGGAUAAAGGCGCAGUUAUGGACUUCAUGGGGACAAGAUCUGCCUGCCAAAAGAGGUGGGAGGAGAGUUGCGGAGGAGGAAGAACCAUGGGGAUGCGUGGGGUGCGUGUGCAGGAGAGGAGCAGGGCGCUGGCUACCAUCUUUGCUCGGCUCAUCCCGUUUACACCAGCUUGCUGGACUCACUCAUACUGGUCCCUGUCAGCCAGGGCUCUGGUGAAUCUAGCCCCAAAGUGACCGUUGUAAGGGAUAAUCCCAUACUGUGUAUCUUCAGAUACUAGCUAGCUCACGGUAGCAUUGUUUAUUACCGUUCUCAAGUUACAACUUCUAUUAAAAAAACAAAAAACAAAAAAACCUUCAUUUCCGUGGACAAACUAUCCAGAUAGUACUGUGGGAGCAUACGUUGUGAUUUAGGAUUUAACCCCCUCCCCCCACAGGCUCAGGCUUUGCUUUAAAGGUGGGGGCAGUGUUAAAAUUCAGGAGACCGGAUAUAUGGUUAAAUCUAAAGAGCAGCAACACAUUAAGGUGAGAAGAUGCAGAGUUAGGGUGCUAGAAAAGCUUUGACUCUGUUUGAUGGAAAAAGGAAUAAAAAGAAAGAAAAAUGAGGCCUAGCCCUAAUGCAUCUUGCCAGCUGGUUUAACCUGAGCACGCAGUUGAUGUAUGUUGCUUGUACUGUGGUAGCCAGCAUCACUACAGGGUAGAGGAGAGUUUGUUUGCGAGACCUCAGACCUUCAACACUUUCAGUUUAUUUUUAAUUUCAGCCUUAACUUCUGAUUUUGCUUGAUGUUUGGAAUAACCGUAAUUGUAACCUGCUUGUAAUGUGCUUUGCCCUAAAUUACCGAUGAGUCUUUCAGCCUUUGCCAGUGAGUGAAUGUUAAAGCAAAGUGUCAAACCGUGCAGCUACUCUGAGAGGAAGCUACGGAGGCGGCCGCUGGGUUCAGCGAGUUCUCGUGACGUGGUUUGAUCGCCCGAGCUUUGUCCGCGCUAGUCACUCCCAUGCGAUGGUGACGCCCCAGUGGAGGCAUUUGCAACCGAGGCUCUCGCUCUUGCAUCGGCAUGGCCUUGCUGAUGGGUGUCCUGGGUUCCCAGGCCCUGGGAGAUGGGACGCUGUAGUUUGGGGACCGCUCUGCCGCUUGCCUGGCUUCAGCUGGAGACUUGCUUGAGCGGUGGUGAGAGGAUGGCAGUGCCCUCAGUUAACAGGAGGCAGGAAAUGCACAUUUCUGCUUCGGCGUCUCCUAAAGUGAAGUCAGGUGCAGGUGCUCUUCAAGCACGGCAGCAGGACAGUGCGCGUGAACUUGGGCUAGAAAAGUGGCAGUGAUGGACAGUCCCUACAGCACUGAAUCUACCUCCGAGGGAAAUCUCGAGAAAUCGGUGAUGCUAUGUCCUAUUUCAAGGUAAAGUUUUAAUCAGUUUGCCCUUGGCUAAGCACUUGGGCUAUUGUGGUGCUAUUGUAAAACGUUUGGCAGCUGAGCACAGUAGGGCUGAACUCACAGCUCCUAGCCCUUGGGCUGGAGUUUUUGUCAGUUGAAUCCUGUCCCGAUAGCUGGGGCCUGGGCUUUGGUGGGUGUGACAGAAACAGGACAAGGCAUGUCUCUCAAGCCUGGCGAGACUCGAUUCCUUUGAUUUAUGGUGGUUUUGAGACUCAAACCAGCGUGCCAGUGGGCCCCAUUAGUGCAGAGAGCGAAUGGAGCCACGUGAAGCAAGCCAGGCGUCUGCUAACUGCAUGUUCUUUGUGUCUGUUUGGUACUGAGCUGGUUUCAGUUUUUGUUUUUUUCUGAUGUUUCCUAGUUGUUGACUUCAAGGAACUGGGUUUUGUGUAUUUUUUUUUAGACACUGGGAACUUAUUAAAAGGAAAAGCAGCAGCACCAGGAGGCUCUCGGUGAAGCAGGGCUGGAGCUGAGGGUCGCCCCAGCCAGCGCGGGUGGGAGCGAGUCUGUUCGGUCGGCCGCGGUCCGUGCCGGCACGGGGGCACGCGGGGAGCAGCAGUGCGGGCAGCACGCUCCACCGCCUCCACUGGGCUCCUGGGCAGGGUGGGAGAAACAUUUUGGAAGCAGUAGUCGCAGCCGG
This is a messenger RNA of Struthio camelus australis, 13325 nucleotides long. RefSeq names its product nuclear receptor binding SET domain protein 1 (gene NSD1). The record is from RefSeq and is a predicted model, not a curated record. NCBI's taxonomy places the organism in Eukaryota, Metazoa, Chordata, Aves, Struthioniformes, Struthionidae. Gene Ontology annotation, cellular component: nucleus. Gene Ontology annotation, molecular function: histone methyltransferase activity; protein binding.